GUCGGCACACCGCGACGCCGCGCGCGCGACGCCGCGCGACGCGUCGCGCGAGGGCGCGACGCGCGGUCGCGGCGCGACGCAUCGCGCGAGCGACGCUCCCGAUGAAGACGACCUCGCGAUGAAGACGACGCGCGGUCGCGCGCGCGUUCGAAGGAUGCCCGCGGGACGGAUUCGACGGCGCGCGGCGCGCGCGCUGUCGAUCGCGUGCGCGCUCGCGCUCGGACGCGACGGCGUGACGCGCGCUGAGGCGCAGGCGAGCGAUGGGAACUGCGUGGCGGCGGAACAGACGGCGAUUUUCGUGGCGUUUUCGGAGAACGCGCCCGACGCGGUGUUUCGCAGCGACGACGGGUGCCUCGCGGGAGGCGGACGCGGCGUCGGAUGCUGCCCGGGAUCGGUGUGUAAGGCGUGCGAAGGAGACUCGACGUCGCGGUUUUACAGUUGCAAGUGCGAACCGUGCGCGGCGGGGACGGUGCAGCCGCUGGCGGCGCAAAAGACGUGCGUGUCGUGCCCGGCGGGAUGGUUCAACUCGCGGACGGGGCAGGCGACGUGCGAACCGUGUCCGGUGGGGACUUUUAGCACGAAGGUUGGGAACACGGUCGGGUGCACGGCGUGCGGAGCGGGGACGUCGGGGAAGAGCACGCUGGAGGAUUAUUACGAAAAGACGACGCGCUCGUGGCGAGCGCCGGCGACGGGGGAUGGAUCGACGUUCGAUUCGACGUUAGCCGCGACUUCGUGCACAGACUGUCCCGCGGGAACGUCCGGAGGAGGCGCCGGGGACGCGUGCACGCCGUGCGCGCCCGGGUAUUACUCGGCGGCGCGCGCCGAGACGUGCACGCCGUGUCCAGUCGGCACGUACAGCGUUCUCUCCGGCGGCGCCUCCAUCGACAGCUGCAUCCCGUGCGCCGCGGGUGAAUCCAACAACGCCAUCGGAUCCACCGAGUGCUGGCAGGUGUGCCCGAUCGCCCUCCUCUCUUGCGCCGCCGACGCCGUCCGGGCCAGAGGCGCGUACGACGCGCUCGAGCUCGCGCGCGCUCGCCCUCGAAUUUCCUACACCGACGACGGCAUCGACGACUACCGCGCCCGUCUCUGCAAAACGGGCUGCGAAACCUUCGCCACCGACCACUGGUGCGCGUCCUUCGGCCUUCCCAACGUGAACGACUGCGAUCAGUACGCGCCGCCGCCCCCCCCGCCCGCGCCGCCCGGCGACGUCGCCGACCCCAACGCCACCGCCGCCAACGCCUCCGCCGCGUCCUGACGCGUCGCGACGCGUCGCGACGCGUCCAACGUCCUCUUUCGCGCGCGCGUCGCUCGGCGUCGGCGCCCGCGACGCGUUCGCGCGCUCGACUCGCCGUCCCGCGCGCGUACGCCGGCGCCCCGCGUACAUAGAUCGCGU
Molecule: messenger RNA, 1393 nt
Organism: Ostreococcus lucimarinus CCE9901
Lineage: Eukaryota; Viridiplantae; Chlorophyta; Mamiellophyceae; Mamiellales; Bathycoccaceae
Exons: 1
Coding region: 155-1255 (366 amino acids)
Source: RefSeq, a predicted model, not a curated record